AUGGUCCCAAUUAAACCGGUUAUAUUUAAUGUCCAAUAUCCAAGUGGACGUGGUUUUGGUGCAACACCGCAUAUUGGUGUUGUAAUGCCACAAUGUAAAAUAACCAUUUAUUGCACAUUUCGAUCGGAACGUGUUUCUCGGAUACCUGAUGAUGGUAUUUAUAUUUACAGUAUUUUUCAAAAAGCUAUUCACAGUGAUAAAUUUAUCGAUGCAUACAGUAAUAAGGAGAAAGAGCGAGUGGCACGAAAAAUUUGGUCACAGCAUCGCGGUGAAUGUUUUGAGUGCCUUCGUCUUCCGGUAGGUUUUGAACCACGACGGCCAGCUAUUCAUGAACAACACAUAGAAUUGUACAGCGAUGAUUUAUCCGGUAAACCUCAACAAUCAACACCGAAACUCUCAAAAGAAGAAAUGCCAACCAGUCAGCUAUUAUCUGCGGAAGAAAUACGUUAA
This is a messenger RNA of Acanthocheilonema viteae, 450 nucleotides long. The record is from the annotation of a GenBank genome assembly. NCBI's taxonomy places the organism in Eukaryota, Metazoa, Nematoda, Chromadorea, Rhabditida, Onchocercidae.